Messenger RNA from Bactrocera oleae (olive fruit fly), 4239 nucleotides. It is a transcript of the gene Sam-S, whose product is annotated as S-adenosylmethionine Synthetase. The record is from RefSeq and is a predicted model, not a curated record. Gene Ontology annotation, cellular component: cytosol. Gene Ontology annotation, biological process: S-adenosylmethionine biosynthetic process. NCBI's taxonomy places the organism in Eukaryota, Metazoa, Arthropoda, Insecta, Diptera, Tephritidae. Gene Ontology annotation, molecular function: ATP binding; methionine adenosyltransferase activity.
UGAACUCAUUAAAUUAUGUGGAAAAUGUUUUUUAAAGCGUUUAAGAAAACAUCAAAGUGUCCCAUUGGCAAAAACGUGCCUAGCAUUGACUGAUAACACAUACAAAACGAUUAUUUUCAUUUAAAUUUUAAAUGUAUUGAUACGUGGUUUCAAGAUGUUGUAUUUCUAUUUUGAUUAAUAGUCUACGUGCAUUGAUAAUAAUUAAACGUAACUAUGAAAAUACGGAAUUUAGAUUUCUAUAUUUCUUGAUCCCUAAUUAUAAAAGUCAUAUGUUUUUCAAAAAAAGUUUUUACCAGUAAUCAGAACAUCCAAUCGCUCACGCUGCUGCUGUCAUACAUCUAUCACAACUUUAAAUAACAUCCGCACUCACGCUCCUCAAAAGGAAGUUCACAAAGGUGUCACAUUUUGAAGAUUUCGGAAUACAUAGUUUGAGAUAAGAAAUAUUUUGGUGUAUGAUAAUACUUCAUAAUGAGAUGUUUCUGUUUACUUAAACCGUAUAUAAUUUGCACAAUAGACUUAAGAGUGCACAUGCGUGAUCUUGAAUAAGAUCUGAAAUAAGAUCAAUAGGCGAAAGCAAAAAAUAUUUCAAUACAGAAAUAGGACAAUGACAUUGGUAAAUUAAUCACCAAGCAGUAGUCAUUAACAAUUUAUUAUAUCCACUAAACAGUAACAGUCCCCAAAGCGAAGAAGGUGAAGUGUAUGAAUACGACUCGGUGGGUCGUAUGUUCGUUUUGCGGCAUCAAACAAUCUUGUUGUUAAGUAAUCGUCGAUGAACAGCCAAUGUCAAAUAUUCAAAAUACAAAAUAUGAGGAAGUUUUCUAAAAACCAGCAAAUGUUUCCUUUGCCAAGAUGACUUUCUAUAUCAAACCCUAAAUAUACGAGAAUGUUGGCCAAACAUCCGCCAAAGUUGUAAUGCUUCAGUUUUAUUAUUAAUAAAAACUAAAACCGGGCUUAUCACUCUAUGAUGUACAUACACACAUUAAAGAUCCGUUUGUUAAUAAAAAAAAAGUACAAUUUUCAUUCAAAUUCGGAAAGAGCUGAUAAUUUCUAUAAAAAUUUAUAUAUAAUUAUAAGGACGGUAUAUAAAUGAUAGGAUGAUAAGCAUAACGCUUCAGUCUGUUUUGGAGCUAACUCAGAGUAAGUUGAUGUCAAAAGUUUCAAAUUAUCAUACGAAUUGAUUUUUCGAAAACAAUGGAAGAAGAAACUAAAAGUGAAACCUUCUGUAUAUUUUUAAAUUCAAAUUACUUGUAAUACAAAUAUCUAAAACUACAAACUUAAAUGAAACUUAAGAACGAAAAAGAAAAGAACAUUUUAGUUGUGAAGUAGAAGUAACCGGAUGUGUGUAAAAUUCCAAUUUCCAUUUGAAAACAAUAUUCUUUUGUGAUAUAUGAGUAUAAGUAGAAAUUUGACUGUAGUGGGCUUUUUAAUAUACUCAAUCGAAUAUUUUAAACAUUACAAAUUUGUAUAAUGUAAUGGCAUGAUUUACAUAUAAAUUUUGUAUUACUAUUUAACAACAAAGUUUUUAUUGACAAUAGCGUUUUAGGCAAUAUGGUGUUAAUACCAAAUAUUUGCAACUCUAAAGCGGUAUCGGAAAACUCGAUUUUAAAAUUAUCGUCUUUAAGUAGAAAAAGUAAACUUAUCAUCUUCAAAAUACUUUGUUUAGGCAGUUUCUGUAUUUUUGCUUUUGCUGGAAGAAAACCAACAAAAGUAACAAACGACGAAAAGCACGAAUAAAAACAAAGUAGAUGAUUAAAUGCGGAUAGCUAUCACCAAGGGAAAUUACAUAUACAACUUUUAACCUCCGCCGGCAAGUCUUGGCAGUCUGCUUCGUAGCCUACAGCAAUAUUCGGAAUAGUAGCGAUAACGAACAUCGCUGCCGUCUUCACCGCUCCUGCUGUUGAUGGUCUGCUUUUUGCUAUAUAAAUUCUGAGAGUAGCAAAUAGGUAUCGCUCUUUUUCUACCCAACCGUCAAGAAGUGCGGACGUGUUUUCUGCUUCUGGCCGAAUUGAUCGCAAUUUUGUGUUGUAGAAUUGUGUGUGUGUGACAACCAACUAAAACAUUUCCCCUCAUACAAUCGUAAAAAGUUACUUGGAAUCAACAAGAUGCCACUAUCAUCAGCUGCGACAAAUGGUCACUCCAAUGGCUGCAAUGGAAAGACAACCGAUUCCUAUGACAUGGAGGAUGGACAGACAUUCCUAUUUACUUCCGAAUCAGUAGGCGAGGGACAUCCCGAUAAAAUGUGCGAUCAAAUCAGUGACGCUAUUUUGGAUGCACACUUGUCGCAGGAUCCCAACGCAAAAGUGGCUUGUGAAACCGUUGCCAAGACCGGUAUGAUUUUGCUGUGCGGAGAAAUUACAUCGCAGGCCGUGAUCGACUAUCAAAAGGUCGUGCGUGACACAGUCAAACACAUUGGCUACGACGACUCAUCGAAAGGUUUCGAUUGGAAAACAUGUAAUUUACUUGUUGCAAUCGAGCAACAAUCACCCGAUAUUGCCAACGGUGUACAUGUCGAUCGCGACGAAGAAGACUUAGGCGCUGGUGACCAGGGUAUCAUGUUUGGCUAUGCCACCGAUGAGACCGAGGAAUGCAUGCCCUUAACUGUGGUGUUGGCACACAAAUUGAAUGAGAAAUUGGCCGAGCUUCGUCGUUCGGGCGAGUUCAGUUGGGCGCGUCCCGAUUCAAAGACACAGGUCACUUGCGAGUAUCUCUUCAACCAGGGUGCCGCUGUGCCGAAGCGUGUGCACACCAUUGUCGUCUCCAUGCAGCAUUCGGAGAAGAUCGCUUUGGAGGAUUUGCGCAAAGAAGUCAUGAAUAAGGUCAUCAAAGAAGUCAUUCCAGCCAAAUAUUUCGAUGAGAACACAAUUGUGCAUAUAAAUCCGUGCGGACUUUUCGUAAUUGGCGGACCGAUGGGUGAUGCCGGUUUGACCGGACGCAAAAUUAUCGUCGACACUUAUGGUGGUUGGGGCGCACAUGGCGGUGGUGCCUUUUCGGGCAAAGAUUUUACAAAAGUAGACAGAUCGGCUGCAUAUGCUGCGCGUUGGGUAGCCAAAUCGCUGGUAAAAGCGGGACUUUGCAGACGUUGCUUGGUGCAAGUUUCGUAUGCUAUCGGUUUGGCAGAGCCACUUUCAAUUACCGUCUUCGAUUAUGGCACCUCUCACAAGUCACAAAAAGAAUUGCUCGAUAUUGUUAAGCGUAAUUUCGAUUUGCGACCGGGCAUGAUUGUCAAAGACUUGAAACUCAGACAGCCAAUCUACCAGCGCACAAGCACUUAUGGACACUUUGGACGUGACGGUUUCACGUGGGAACAGGCAAAGCCGCUGCAGAUCAAUUGACUAGACGCCGGUGCUGAUCAGCUAACACAGCCACCGUGUGCUAAAAAGUGUAAAGUUGCGUAAUUAUUAGUUGUUAAUUUAAUUAUUUUCAUUUUAAUUGGCUUUUUCCUUCUCUCAUGUGUGUGCGCAUGAGAGAAAUCAAUUGCAAAUAAUUACAAAAGAGGAAAAUGUGAAGGCAAUUUAGCUAAAAGUGUAUGCAAAUCACCAAAACAAGCGUGAUUUUGCGUGAUUUUGCGUUCCUCUUAACUAUUAAUUAAUAUAAUUUAGUUUUAGCUGUCUAAAAUUAACCGGAAUAUGAAACGAAAUAUCCCAAUUCAAGUUCUCUUCACACGUGUCAACCGUUUUAAUGUAAUUUGUUUAUCAACAUUUUUGUAUUCGAUGUUAGCAAAAUGUUAUUUUCAAUUUGUGUGAUGUAAAAUGAUGUGGCGCGUCUGUGAGAGUUUCUAUAGUAUACCAGUAUAUGUUGUCAAUCCUACGUAAUUUGUAGUACGCGUAACCCAAAAAAAAAAAAUUGUUCGAAAUUUUGAAAAAAAUUAUGAUAAAUUAAUACAUAUAUACAAAUUGCAAUAAUGUAACGCUACUUAUUUUUAAACAGAAGCAAAAGCAAAAGCUCUAUCAAAUAAAUCGUAUUUAUUAAAAUUUAAUAAUCAUAAUAAAACUUCAAUAUACCAAUGUGAAACAAUUUUAUUGCCUCUGUAUGCUAAACGUAAGUGCCACGAAUGCAAACGUCAAAGCAAGAAGCUAUACAUUAUAUAAAAAAUAAGACAUUAUGAACAUAACCACAAAUACAUUGAAGCAUUCAAUUAUUUUCACCAUAUGUAAAUGUAAUACAGAGAUGAAAAAAGUAAUUUAAAUAAAUAUCAGAUCAAACAAUAAAAUUUCGUACGAAUGUGUACAACAAAAGGAA